Molecule: messenger RNA, 704 nt
Organism: Phragmites australis (common reed)
Lineage: Eukaryota; Viridiplantae; Streptophyta; Magnoliopsida; Poales; Poaceae
Product: mediator of RNA polymerase II transcription subunit 28-like
Exons: 3
Coding region: 63-500 (145 amino acids)
Biological process (GO): regulation of DNA-templated transcription
Cellular component (GO): mediator complex
Source: RefSeq, a predicted model, not a curated record
UAAAGACUAGCAUUAUCGAAAACAAAUCGGAGGCAAGCGAUCCCAAUUCCUCUCCCUCCGUCAUGGCUGAGCCGCCGCCGCCGUCGCUGUCACCGGCGCAGACGCCUCCGGCCCAUCAGCAGGCAACGCCCGCGGCGGGCGGGCGGGAGGACAUGCUGGCUUGCGUAGCGGCUCUGGAGGCGGCGCUGCUCCCGUGCCUACCCGCGCGCUCCUUCCAGGCCGUCGACCGCUCCCUCCAGUCCUCCCACCAGAUUGAUGUUGAGAUUCACGCAAGGGAUUUCAUGGAGGCUGCCAAGAAGCUCCAGUCUUACUUCAUCAGCCUGCAGCGAGAGGACCAACCGAGGACCGAAGAGAUGCUUCGGAAGGAGAUUACCACAAUGGAGGAAGAACUGAAGACCAACUCUGAGUUUAUUGCCAAGCACAAGAAGCUGAUUGAAGGUUGGCAGAAAGAACUGAAGGAGCAGCUGGGCAAACACAUCACCAAGCUUGAAAGAGUUUGAGUGUGAUUUUGUAGUUUACCUUGCAAUGACCAUGAAUCCAUAGGUGACCAAAUGACCAUAACGUGCUUUUAGGAUCUGAUCAGUCAAGUGAACAGGCAAUUGGUUUUCGGUUCUGUAUCUUAGAAGACAUGAACAAAAUCCCCUUAUCCAUGUUUGAUGUUGUAUUUGCUUAUGGUCUAUGCAGUUUCUAUAUGCUUUUGCUUU